This is a messenger RNA of Dermacentor andersoni, 12047 nucleotides long. RefSeq lists its product as uncharacterized. NCBI's taxonomy places the organism in Eukaryota, Metazoa, Arthropoda, Arachnida, Ixodida, Ixodidae. Gene Ontology annotation, molecular function: actin binding; phospholipid binding. The record is from RefSeq and is a predicted model, not a curated record. Gene Ontology annotation, cellular component: actin cytoskeleton; cytoplasmic side of plasma membrane. Gene Ontology annotation, biological process: plasma membrane organization; cell projection assembly.
CCAAUAGGAAGACAGAUUUUUGGUCACGUGGCUAACGUCACCGCCAUUGAGCAGAAUCGUGCUCUAGCCGGACAGCGGCGAUCCCUGUGCGGUUCCCCGGAGUUUAGCUUUGGUUGCGUCCAAUGUUUUGCUGAGCCCACUUCGCGAAGUUCUAAGUGCAGUGCUUCAACGGCAAGUAACAUUUCUUUCAGCGACCACGAUGUUCGGUCGUCGAAGCUUCGUGACGGACAGUGGACACCGAGCGUCCAUCCAGCAAGUCGUGGAACCAACGCCGCCAUUGGCCAAACGACGCUUCGUGCACGGAGGAUUGCAGUAGCAUUUUCCUACACCCAGUGUUCGUGCUGCAGUGGGCUGUUCGUCAACGAUGGAAGUCGAAACGCAUGUCGAUAAAGACUGCAGCGCGCUUGGCAGCCUAUUUCAAUAUAUCGUCAAUGACCUGAAGGGUGGAACUCCAAUAUGGGAAGAUUUCUUAGCAAAGGCAAGCAAGCUGCAUUCUCAGCUCAAGAUCACAGCAUCAGUUUCGGCUGCCUUCUUAGAUUCAUUCCAAAAAGUGGCUGACAUGGCUACAAAUACCAAAGGGGCCACGAAAGAAGUUGGCAAGGCACUGACUCGCCUUUGCCUUCGUCACCGCAGUGUUGAAGCAAAGUUGCGUUCAUUCACCACGUCAAUCAUGGAGCAGCUAGUUAUUCCGUUACAAGACAAGCUAGAGGACUGGAAAAAAAGCACCCUACAACUAGACAAGGACCAUUCCAAAGAAUUCAAGAGGGCACGUCAGGAGAUCAAGAAGAUGUCAACUGACACCUUGCGAUUACAGAAGAAGGUUAAGAAAGGCAGUGGAAAGUGGGAGAUGCAGCGUAGCCUGGAGUGUGCUCUGCAAGAGAUGAGUGACCGGUGCUUGCUGUUAGAGGAGGCUGAGAAGCAAGCAGUGCGCCGUGCCCUGGUUGAGGAGAGGGCCCGGUACUGCCUUCUGGUGGCCUGCCUCACACCUGUCUUGGAAGAAGAGCUGUUGAUGCUGCAGGAAACAUCCCACUUACAGGAAAUUGUGGACUCCUUGGCCAAGCUUACUCGAAAUCCUGAAUGCCUUCCCUCGGCCAGUGAACAGGUCAUUACUGACCUGAAAGGGUCACAGGGCACCUGGACCUUCCAGACACCUCCAGGCUCUCCUGUUCAUACUGGUGGCAGCACAAGCAGUUCCUUGGGUUCACGCAAAUCCAGCAUGUGCAGCAUCAGCAGCUUCAACAGCUCCUCCAGUGGUAGCACCAAAUCUCAUUCUCCCUCGCAUCAGCUGCGGUGUAGGACAGCCUCCCAGCAGCCACCUGUGGGAGGACCACUACGGUUGUCAAGUGUGUCAUCUCAAGAUUCUGGCUUCACUUCACAGGAUACCCUGUUUUUGAGGCCUCCAUCCCCUCGAGGGACCAAUAUAGCUGCCCAGGUGUCAGGAGGAGACACUGGAGCAUCAUCACUGCCAGGAUGUGCUUCAAGUAGCCCUUCAUCACCAUUUCCUACUACACCCUCUGUGACUUCCACCUGGCCUAAUUUGCAGGACAGCCUGCAAUUUGAGCGGGCCAUGAAUUCAGUGCUGCGGUGCCAAAGACCACACACUAUCUCUUCUGCAUAUGAGCGAUCGGGCCACCAGGCAAGACCUCUAAUUACAGCGGAGACAUUUCAACCCCUUGAAGGAGACUUACUGAGUGGCUCCAAUCACAGUGGAAGUGCUGACACACUGACAUCAACAUCAGGGGACAGCUCAGAUGGCCUGGAGUUGGCAGCACAGUCUGCACUUGUAGGUGGUGCAAGGCCAAAGUCUCCCCAGACACCCACCAGAGGUCCUCGGCCACCAGUACCAAUUAGGACCACAUCAAACACCAGUACAGCACCAUCUUUGCCUGAGAAGCCAGCUGUAUUGAGGCAAGCAGCUUCAGCUGGGGCUGUGGCUACGUCAUCAGAUGCACAACUACUAAAUCAAGUGACUCCUCAGCCGAUAUACGCAAAUGCAGACGACUUGGCACUGCCGUCUUCAACACUUGCUGGCACAGAUUCUCCUCCAUUACCACCACCUCCUGUCCAGGAGUCGUUGCAGGCAAUUACAGCAUGGGAACCCGAUAACACGAUGCCUGUGAGGAGAGGAUCUGCAUUACAGGCACAUGAAGCCUACAAGACAUAUUCACCAAGUAAUGCCUCAAUGCGAUAUGAAGGGCUGUCCAAGUCUUCAACACUCCCUGCCAAGUCAAGCUUUCGACGAGGCUCACAGCCACCACCACCUCCCCCUGUGCGACGGACCCCUUCAAUUUCAAGUGCUCAUGGUUGUUCACCUUCAUCUCCAAGCUCACAACACCUUCAAGAGCAAGCCACUGUGGAUCGUGGAGGCCAGUUCGUUGGUGAUGACGACGGCUCUACAAGCAGGGCCAAGUUGAUACAAGCACUUAAUGCCCGUUUCUCGAAACCAAGUCCGCUAGAACAGGCCGGUCUUCGAUUCUCACUUCCAUCAAGUCACACCGAAGAUGGUUGUGGCCUUCCACUACCAGAUCCACCAGAUAUGUCCUAUUUUGAUCCAGAAAGUGAUUCAAAGCCUUUUCCGGCUCCACCGCCAUUCCUUGAAUCACUAGAAAAUGAACUAUCACUCGAUACAGAAAGUGAAGCUGCAUGUACUUUCAGAAAGCAAGCACAACAUGAGAAAAAGCUUCUGCGUGCUCACACAAUUGGACACAGUGAACGUGAUGCUCUUAUUCAAAGCCUUAAUGCCAAAUUCUCAACAUCUGAAGCAACAGCCAUUUGUGAAACGAAGACAGCUGUCCGUAAAAGUUCAUUUUGUGAAUCAUCGUCUGCAACCUGCACUCGGCUUGGUGCAGAUGCUGCAAUAAAAACUGGAAAGGUGCCUCCCGAGAUGGAUUUCUUUCGAGCCAACUUGGAGCAGACACUUCUCAAGCGAGAGCUCAGGAGAGACCCACGAAACAGUGUUGCUGGUGGAACAGCGGAUUCCUCAGGAGAAAACCGCCGGAGCAGGUCUGUGGGCCCAGUGCCAUCUGGUGAGAAGAAAAACAACUCAGCAGAGCGACGACAGUUUCUUAGCAACCUGAAUGCUCGUCUCGCAGAACAGCGAAGAGUGUCACUGCAGCCAGUUCAACAACAAGCUCCAUCUGCAAAGCAGGUGUCGCAGUACACGCAGCAAAUGACAACCUUCUCUACAGGGCAGACAACAGUUCCAGCACCAGUACAGUAUGUGCAUACAGCGACACCUGCCCAGAUGCAUAACUUGCAAGCAGUUCAGUCUACUGCUGGAAUACUUCCCCAGACAUCGGUUGUCACAACACGCCGUGGCUCCCUGCAGCCAGACGUUGAGUUUGGUUCAAGACAAAAUGGUGGGCGAGCUGCUCGAGUUCAGAGCUGGCUAGCAGCUCGUGGUUCUGUUGACCUGACUGCAUGCCGAGAGUCACUAAUGGAUCAGAUUCGGCAGGGCACAGUGCUGAAACGAGUUGCAUCACAGAGUGAUCGCUCAACACCAUUUUUGCUGUGACGUUACCUUGUGGUUUUCAUCUGGCACAUAUGAUGGAGAGGACACUGCGACUUUGUGGCAAUGACAUCGAGAAAAAUUGAAGCAGGGUGGAGCGCUUGGGGUGCCUUCUGUGCUGCUGUAGCUACUGUGCUCUCUGCAUGUUUCAUUCCUUGCUUUAAAACUUAGUUGUUGGCAUAUUUAAGUAUGCUUUACCACAGUGCUGAGUGUGUUGAAUAUUAUUUAUUUGCCUGAAAAGAGUUAUUUUUCUUUGAUGGUCAGAAUGUGACAUGUGCCACUUAGCUUGCAUAAAUAAUUCUAAGGGCUACCCGCUUAGUAGCCGUUAACCCAAAUGUCAUUGUCAUAUAUAUUUUUUUACAUCUAGGUCAUUGUAAAUCUUUCACAUAUCUUGGUAUGUUGUGUUGCAUGGUUUAUUUUCUUGCAUUUCAGUGUAGAGCACACAUUACUAAGUGCAAUGGGAGAGUUCAUAUCACUAAAUUUUCUGUUACUGUGGCAGGGAUAUCUUGCAUCUCUCACUACUAUGAAUAAUUUUUUGGACUUGUUGCUUUUACCACCAAUGUCAUGCUUCUCUUGUGUUGAAGAGAGCUUUAGCUAUUUCCAACUAUUAUUCAUCCGUAUUUAAGAAUCACGGGGCACAUUCCUUCCUUAGAAUACAUGGGUUAAUAGUUCUUUGACUGCAAAACCUUAGUGCACCAAAAAUAAAAAUAAGAUUGCUCCCCACACCCUGACCUGACAAUAUUUAAACUAUUUUUAACAACCAAGUUUUUUCUAAGUGCCAGUUACGUUAGAAUGUUCUGUAGCUGGGAAAUGCAUUUUAAUGUGUUGAAUUUUCUCAAGCUGUGUCAUAAAAAGAUUCCCUAAUGUCUUGAACCAACAUGUAAACGGCUUGUUCACCUUAAAAAAAAUUUCGUAAACAACGUGCUGUUGGUAUCACUAAAAAACACUUAGUUUAGGUUAUUGGAUUUUGCAUUCAUUUGGUUCUUAUCCAUUGAAAAAGGAAGGUCUAAGUGUUUUCAGGCAUGGGAGUAAUUGUACCUUAGUUUCUGAAAGUGGGAAGUGGAAGGCAGUUAGGGCAUGAAAAUUUAAGCAUUGUACCACAUGUCCAUUGUAAUUUGGAACAUGUUGCUGGCUACUCCUAUUUAAAAGAACAGUGGGUAUCUGUAUUACUGCAAUGAAUAGCAGGUAUGCCAAAGCACACUUUGCUGAGCGCUUAUGCAGCUGAACAUAUUAUAUGUGUGCAUUUCUGAUUGCAAGACUCUUGCUGGAAACAUCUUAACAUUUAGUUGCAGCCAUUAAGUAGGCAUGUAGGAAUUGACCUUUCAUAAUUAACACAUCUUCAAAUGUUGGAGCCCAUCACAGCUGCUACACUUUAAUAAGUACGAUGCGGAAAAAACGGUGCAUAUUUAAAGAUAUGUUGGUGGACCCAGUUUUUAAAAUCGGAGCUAAUGUUGACAUUCUUUUUUCACUGUCAUUGAAGAGGACAGGGGUGAUGACCUUACCAUAGCUAAACCACAAUAGUCUUCUCAUGUCAAUGCAUGGAAUCAAGCAUGCUGAAUUACUUUUUGCUUGGAGUUCCUCCUCCAAGGAACACAAAAUUCUGUGCCCUUGUUUCACUUUGUUUACAUGAGAGGUACUGCAUGAGUGCGUGCAGGUGUUUGCAAUAGCAAAGCGCUAAAGCUUUCUUCCUUCACCAGAAAGAGCUCUGACAGGUUUCGUGCACUGCCAGGCAUGUGUGUUUAUUAAACAAGUGCACACUUAUUGUAUUAGAGGUGUGGUAUAUAUUAUUUAGAAAAAGGAUAUGGAGUUGUUUUGCUUUAUUAAAAGUGAUAGAGAUGGAGUGAGUUUCUUAUAGCUAACCAAAGAAAGCUGCCUUAGACCUUAUCUGAAUGGCAGUCAGUAAAGCAUAUACCAGCUCUCCAGAUGAAAAUUAAUGCUUUACUGGGCUGAAGAGGACAACGCGUACGAGGACGACAUACUUAGUUUAACAUUUGAUAUGUACUGUGGGGACCUUUGUGUUUAAGUAAUAAUACUAAGUUUGGUUUUCUCUAGUGUCUGUUUACUUUUUAAUUGUGGCAAAGCCUGCUGAUUUUUAUUGCCUGACUCUUGCAUUUUUUAUUAUUUCAGCUUUUCAUUAUACAGAAGUGAAAAGGCAAGCCUCCUAAAUUGUUUUCAAAUGACAGUUACAUUCAUGUAUCACAUUUGACUUGUGUUCAGUGUUUGUCCGAGGCAGUGUUGUUCUCUGCUUUUCUUUUUAUGUGUGUAGAGAGUUUUUUGUUUGUUUAUUGUAAAUCAGCCAUAUUCACAUCCAUAAAGUGAUCACUGUUCUUGGUUGCUUUGGUAUGUUACUUGCAAAGUAUUGCAAACAGACAAGCAAACCUUAAUUAGAGCUUUGUGGAUGUAGUUUCAUUUUUUCUUUUUUCUCAUUGUUGCAGACAAACUUAUUUCAACAAGUGCUGGAAAUUUAGAAAGUUUUUGAGCAGGGAACUUUUGUAAAUUCCAGUGGCAUGUAGCUUGCAGUCAGGACUCUGAGCAUUGUGCAUAGAUACCGAAUAAGUUAUUACUACUUUAGGAAAGCUGUGGCCACAGCGUGAAAUCAACAUAAGUAUACCAAAACAUCACCUUCCGACUUCACAAACCACCUGCUUUAAUCUUACUCUAUUCAGGAUUGUACGUGGGGGCUUCUAUUAAGUUCAAUGACUUACAUUGGCAAUGCACCAGCAUAUUUAAUUCAAAUAUGCAUGCCUGCAUUAUCAAAGUAGGAAUAGGCUCAUGAAUAAAUCUAAACCUUUUCCUCUGCUUGUUCUUUAAAUUUUGAGGCAAUCUUCACAGUUUUGAAACUUGCUUCAAGUAGGUUAUGUGGAAGAAAGAUAUUAGAAGCUGGGCUAUGGGGGCUUGUAAAAAUUAAAUUUAAUGUACCCAGUGGAUGUAUGUGACUACGAUCUGUGGCUCUUUAACUUGUUUUGUCUAUUCACUUCAUUCUUUUUUCAUUACUUUGUUUAGCACUUAGUCAUUUUUGUAUAGUUGCUGCUUUUCCAAUGUGUGCUAGCUUAGGUGAGGCUUUCAUUAACUUUUUCAAUUUCGCCAUAGUAUCCACAUAGUGAAGUGGUAUACUUAAGCCAUAUAUGUUUGCCAACACUUUCAUUUGCCUUCACAUGUGGUUUGUAGUAAUAAAUAGUUUACUACUAUUCUUGUUUUUUGGGACAAGACAAGCCAAUAAUUGGUGUGCUGUGCCAUUUUAACUUCAAUUCAUGCAAAACUGGCCCUAGGCAUUACAUUUUGCUGCACAUGUGUGGUUUCUUUCUCGGUGAUGGUAAUAAGUGCAUUACAGCGUUAUUGCUGAUAAUUUUUUUUUAUUCCUGGAAGUGUUUUCUUUUUGCUGAAUUUUGAAAAUGCAAUUAGUUAAUACAAAGUGCUACCUUAUUUUGAGUAAAUUGUAUUGAAGGCAUUUCAUGGCUUGUUAUUUAAAGCUAAUGCGUGAUUAUGAAAAGGAAUACUUCCCAACCACCCAUCACCCUACUGUCGCUCGUAGUGAUUCCCUUUCAUUGUGUGUGUCAUGUGAAAACCACUUUGUCAUAGCUCCCCGUGUUCUACCCAGCCAUUAACCCUCUGCAUGUGUACCUGUUUCACCCCGGUUGAUCCCUGUUGUGUUGAAUGGAGGGCACCAAACAGCAGCGGAUAUGCACCUUUGUCAGAUUUAACUAAGUGCUGUAAAGGAGGCUGCGCUCUUUUUCUGUCCAGUUGCUGAAGUGUAACCGUCCAGCUUGUGUGUUGUUUGCCAAGCAUGAAACACAUAUCUUCAGUUCAUGUGCCAUUUCUAGCUGGCUACUCUUACAAUAUUGCACUGCCUGGUCAUCUUUAACUACUCUUGAAGCAUUGGUGUCCUUUAGGCAUUCCUAUUGUGGUUGUCUGUCUUGCCUGAUCAUGCACUUGGACAUAUUUGUUACCAGCUUGACACUGUACUAUACCUUACAUCAUGAGGGAUUGCUUUUACAGGCUCCUAAAACAGCCUUUAAUCUUAUGUUUAUGUGAUGGCACUGGGCCACUGUGUUCCUUGUGAUUACAGGUUUCAUCAACUUUUGUUUGGCUUGUGAAGCUGGUAGCUGCAGGCAUGGGCAGAUUGAGAACAUUUUCAGUGUUGACCAGGAUAUUUAAAUUGUCACAUCUGUGCACCAAUAAGUCUUCAUGCAUAAAACACAUCGUGUUUGUAAAAAGGAAAACAUAGAGCCACCUCUCGGAACAGAUAUUGGUGAGCAGGUGCAAAGCAAUGUAUCACCAGUAUUCGCUAAUGAGUGUGUUUGGUUUCGCACUCCAUAUAUGGCACAAGUGAGCAUGUCUUCAUGCCUACAGAUGUUUAUUCACAAAUGGGCACUUCCUUUUAAAUAUUAAAGCCCACUAGGGCUCCUUUGAUGCAUAGAUAACAUUUAAAAAUAGAGAUGUUCCUUAAUAUUCUUUAAUAAUUUGGCGUCACAUGUGAGAGUGUGCCUGUGCUAGUCAUUGUCCUGUGUGCUCGAAUAGUCUGAGAAAAAAUUGUGCAGAGUGACUGCAUUUGAGAGUAUGGUUUGUUUGUAUCCUUAUAGUUAUAAACAUGCUGCUUCUCAUAUAUAUAUAUAUAUGGUGUAAAUUGUUGCUAUUGGUUUGCUUAUCCAGAUGGAGCAGGACACUGUCUGUAGGCAAAUUAGAAGCAGCUCACUUGUAUUGCCUUGACAUUUGAGUUCACAUUUUUCUCUUUGAAAGCUUAAUAUGUUGGAGCAAUUAUCGAUUGGGAAGCAAGUUCACAGGUACAAGCAUGUCCACUUUGGUUUUGCAGCAUGAAAUUUAAAAUGAGUAGCAGUCAUCUGGAACUCUGCCAUUGUUUAUUUUUGUACAUAUGUAACCACAUAAAGGAAUGGUUCUUUAAAUACUACUCACAAUGUGAAAGGGGGAAAAUUAAAGUGCUAUGUGAAAUAAUUCUGCUGUGUACUGAAAAGGAAAUAUUAUUUUGACUUUGAGCAUUCACAAAAGCUUAAAAUAUAAACUAUGUAAGCCCUUAUAUUUAGACAAGUGUUACAGUCCUGUAGACAUGCAUACCUCUUUAUGAAUUCAUUUUAAGAACUUAAGUUGGGCAAAGGGCAAGUUAAAGCUCUGAAAACUUAAGUUUAUCCCUCUAAGCACCAUACACAUAUACUAGUUGUGUUUGGUGUUUAGCCUGAGCCUUGCAGACUUGGUUGUGUAAGUGAAUUGAACAAAAGGAGUGGCACAUUGUUUGUCACAUUCAUAUUUGGUAUCUGAGGCCAUUCUUUGUCUGCUUUAGGUAUUGUCAUGAACAGUAAUUUCAUUUUGUGUGAGUGAACGCUUUGGCAGAAAUUUCAGUCGCUUGCAUGCAGCAUACCGUUGAAUAUGAUAUUGCACAUUACUGUCAGAUUGCAACAUACUGUCAUUUUCACAUUGUUGCUCCCAAAAGUAUAUUCAGAAAAACAUGUUCUUGAAAGCUAGAAUGGUAACAAAUGUUGUACAUCACGGGCAAAAGCAGCUAGGAGGUUAAACUGUUUCCUAUUUACAAUGCGUUUUUUUUCAUAGGUACGUGCAUAUAGCUUCUUUAUGACCAUGUGCACUAGCCUAAGUAACUCAAUUCUGUUCUCUCAAUGGUACAGGUUUGAGGAAUUGGUUUGCAUUCUUCUGUUGGGUCAGCUUGUGUCUGUUACAUAAGAAGUGGUGAAUAGUUCCAAUUUAGAGGUUCUUGAUGAAGUUUGACAUGUGAGCGACACAACGAUCUCUGCACGCCUUUGGCUCCUCUUGCCAGGACUUCCGAGGCAGCCAGAGCGUCAACAUGGUGGCUUUAUCUUGUAUGGGACACUAGCAGGUGUGUGACGAGCAGUCUUCCUCUGCUUGCUGCAGUUAUGCCUUUAUGCUAACCACAGGUGCAAAUGCCUGAGGCCUUGCUUUGUAACACUGAGUACUUUGUGGGGUCUCUUGCUAGGGUAGACUGCAUACGUGCAUCUUUCUACACAUCACCUAUUCAUGCGAUGACGGGCAUGUACAGAAGGCAUCAUUGAACUGCUGCUAAAAAGAUGCUGUUUUGAGACUGAAACCAUUAGUCGCAUAAACCUGUGUGAUUUUCAUGAGGUAGUGCUUCUUUCGAGACAUGGAGCAUAGUAUGGUAAAGGACUUGUACUGGUGCACACCUUGUGAAAGUGUAAGGAUGAUAUUUGUCUGCGAGAGCAACCCAGAUAGCUGCAGUGCUGCUUAGGCAGUACUUGCCUUGAUCAAAGCUGGUAUUGCCUCUGAUGCCUCUUCUGCUUCCUUCCAAGGUGAUAAAGCUUGCGUUGUAGUUUACCUGUCAUUUUUUUGCAGCAAAACCAUCUGAUUUACUUCCGUUUUCCAAAUGAAUGAUUGUGUAUCUGUUUUCCACGAGCGAAUUCACUGACCAUAGUGUGCAUAUUCAAGCUUAAUUGAGCACCAGGAAGUAUUGUCAUCUGUAGGCCAGUCACUAUUUUAGUCACAUUGUAGUUUUGGUGCUGCGCAUCAAGGCAAAAGUAUGAAAGUAAUUCUGCAUCUAUUAGAGUACUGGUAUAGGUAAUUCGACUAUAACCUGCUGUAUAUGCCUGCUAUGUAUGUGCUACAUUUCUGACUUCAGAAGCCACAUAGGGAACUGCUGCAAUGUGGUUUCUGUUAUGAGGCAUAUAAGAGAUGGCAAGUGUUAGUGUUGGCUAGUUCUUCGAGUUCCUACACAUAUUUAUUAUUUCUUCCCAUUCCCCUCUCCCUGUCUUGCAUAUCUAGACUUACCUAGGCAACCUGCACACUGGUUUAGGGACAAUCGCUCUUCAUUCCUUCUAUUAUUGUGCCAUUUGUAAUUGAAAAUUUUAAAUUGUCUUUGCUGCUGCACAUGUAGCAUUCCGACAAGCAAUUGAAGUGACUGCAAAUGGACGUUCUUGGCUUAGGCAACUUCAUGCAUGUGCCCCUUUACAGAAGUAGAGGAGCUGACAGCUGAUAACAACAGGCAAACGGUUGUUUUGCUCAUUGCUCUCAACAAAAAGUAGUUUAACUUCUUCAGCUCAUUGCAUCUGCCUGAUGCUGUUGCAUAGCAUGAAUGUGUUCGUUGGGUACAACAUAAUAGUGGCCGAGGCACUAGCUGUGGUGCUUUUCUCUUAUGGCUGCUAGCGUCGAGCACUGUCCAGGUGUGCCUGAGUGAGGCUUAACAGAGCUGUGUCUGGCAUUGGGUCCUGCAUAAGGUACCAGUAGUCGCCUCACUUAAUAGUUUACAGGUUCUUUGGUCAGAGCAAGCCAAGAAGUGGAUAUGCAUAGACACAUUUCUUUCCCCCAGAGUAUGUUUCAUUGUUUGCACAAGAUGCUUUAAUUAUGUGUUUGUGUGUUGUCUGUAGCAGAGAGUUUAUUUUACGUGAUGUGACUGUGCGAAUAGAGCUUCUUUUUGUACAUUUUGGCAUUGUCACACUGACUCGUCAUGUAGGCUGGGGAUGCAAACAGUGCUCUCAAGAAACCUGCACUACUUAUUUAUAACUGCUGUCUGAACAGUGCGAACAUGUGGGCCUUGCUUGGACAUGAUGCAUCCUGUGCCAUGCAGAGGGCUAAACUGGCCAGACUUGUAUUGAAUAAGUGCCAUGCUUUGUUGAUUGUGCCCACUUUGCUGGCUGACCCUGUAAGCCUGAUGAGCCUGCAUGCGUGCAUUAACAAAAUGCCUAUUGGUGCGAGUCACUUAAAGGCUUCAGCGUAGCUACGAAUGAGAAAGAAAACAAUUACUAUUGUCAUCUGAUUUUAUUAUUCUUUUUAAUGACACGGGACAUUGAAAGUACAACACACUUGCCUGACAUAGUGAAACAACUAAUGAUAAAUGCUAAUCUUUGAUAAGACCGUCCCUACAUUUCAAAGUUGUCAGCCCAUCUAUUUAUUGCCCUCAUUGCGAGUGAACUGAUGAGGGAGGAAAGUUAGCAAGUGUAUGUGCAAGCUCAUACACUUUGCAAUUGGCGUGAACUGUUGCAGCUACAUACUAGGGUCCAGGUGUAGUCUCAGUAAAACCUGCAAUUCCUGCUGCCUUGCAGUGCAGAAUUUCAAUGCGAGAGAAACUCGGAGACAGAAACAGCUCAAUAUUCUUUGCAUUUUCUUCAUUAUUAUGCCUUCAGAUUUUCUGUGAGUGUCGCAGAGUGGCCAGAAACCACAGAUGACAUAAUGAUCCGUUGGGUGUUCAGCUACAGUGGCCACAAUUCACCAUUGCAUCAAGGCAUGUGGGUCAGUCACUGGACGCAUCUGUACACACGGUUUUGUCCGUCAAGACCUUCCCUGUAGUUUCUUCUCCUUCCAAUUUCUUACCGCGUGUUACACGGAUUUCUCAUGAAAACUUUGAACCACCACCAUCACAGCUCCUGUGUAGGUCCUGGUGUGCAUAACUUUCUUAUUCUUCCUGAUGUGUUAUUAGAGCCAGGGGUUUGUAAAUGAUCUGCUGCUGGCUGUUGUCCUGUGGUUGUUCGGUAUACAGUGGAUUUUGUAGCAGGCAGAGCCUUCCAAUGGAGGUUGCUGAAAACAAUAAAGUGAUCUUUCUUUUUAA